Molecule: messenger RNA, 1267 nt
Organism: Arabidopsis thaliana (thale cress)
Lineage: Eukaryota; Viridiplantae; Streptophyta; Magnoliopsida; Brassicales; Brassicaceae
Product: Aldolase-type TIM barrel family protein
Exons: 8
Coding region: 333-1016 (227 amino acids)
Biological process (GO): pentose-phosphate shunt; carbohydrate metabolic process
Molecular function (GO): D-ribulose-phosphate 3-epimerase activity; racemase and epimerase activity, acting on carbohydrates and derivatives
Source: RefSeq, marked reviewed
AUGUAUCAUUCAUAUGUGUAUGUAAUAUGACUCUAUGCCUGAUGCAUUCAUAUGCUCAAUUUCUCUACUAAUACCUUUAGUUGUUGUAGAUAAGAUGUUCGACAAAAUGUGUAAGUGAAGUUCUUAGAAGUGGUUAUGUAUUAGUUUGCCUUGGUGUUUGGUGCCACGUCAUCAGGUUUGGUCGUAUCAAGCUAGCUGGGUCGGGUUGAGAUUCGGGUUAACGGGUUGACCCAAUUACCCAUUGGUCGCUUUUUCUGAUUUCUUCUCUUCUCACAGUGCUCUCACCUAACGCAGAUUCUUCUUCUCUACCAUAUUCGUUGAAACCAGAGAAGAUGGUGGGUGUGUCGCCGAAGAUCGCUCCGUCGAUGUUGUCAUCGGACUUUGCAAAUCUUGCCGCGGAGGCUAAGCGGAUGAUCGAUUUGGGCGCCAAUUGGCUUCACAUGGACAUUAUGGACGGGCAUUUUGUUUCUAACCUAACGAUUGGUGCUCCUGUCAUCGAGAGUUUGAGGAAGCACACAAAUGCAUAUCUUGAUUGCCACUUAAUGGUGACGAACCCCAUGGAUUAUGUGGAUCAGAUGGCUAAAGCUGGGGCGUCUGGUUUCACAUUCCACGUUGAGGUGGCCCAAGAGAAUUGGCAAGAACUUGUGAAGAAGAUUAAGGCUGCUGGGAUGAGGCCAGGUGUGGCUCUAAAGCCUGGAACACCUGUUGAACAAGUCUAUCCUCUGGUCGAAGGUACAAAUCCGGUCGAAAUGGUUCUUGUGAUGACUGUGGAGCCUGGAUUUGGAGGCCAGAAGUUCAUGCCCAGCAUGAUGGACAAGGUCAGGGCAUUGAGGAACAAGUACCCAACACUUGAUAUUGAGGUGGACGGCGGCUUAGGCCCUUCCACAAUCGAUGCAGCAGCUGCAGCUGGAGCCAACUGUAUCGUCGCAGGAAGUUCAGUGUUUGGAGCUCCGAAGCCUGGGGACGUCAUAUCCCUUUUGCGGGCUAGUGUUGAGAAAGCACAACCCUCCACUUAAGGAAGUUGGUGCCCUAACUCUAUGAGCCAAGGUCUUAAGCUAAUACUUUUUUAUUUCUUUGAAAUGGAAUAAACCUUAGAUCUUAGUUACUUGUUAUACAAUUAAAAUGUGUCUGAGAGCUUUUGCCCUAGCGAUGAAAUUCCACAAGAAAAUCACCGGAGAUAGAAUUUUUUGUUAAGAAAUUGUUUAUUAUGUAGCAGUUACAUUUUAGUCUAUCAGACUUAAUUAGAUAAUCCAGACGAUGGUACAAC